CUUAAACAGAAAAAAACAAUUCCCUAAGAAAAAUACCUUCCUUUUUUUUGUUUUGGAAAAAGAGAUUCAAAGUCAAUAUACACAGCCACCGAACAAAUUACUCUAUAUAAAUCCAAUGAAAGCAGAGUAAACAUUUAUAUAGCCAUACAAUUUGUGGCUCGACGUAAAUAACGCGAUUGGAGUCGUUAGAGGAAAAUAAAGUUUAUUUUGUAUACAAUGUCUAUAGCAUUGGGAAACUUAUUUGAUUUGGAAUCACAAGAAAGUGGUGGUUCUCCUUUAUUUAUGUCACCAGCCCCCUCCACGGAUCCACAACCAAUCUCCGGCGAAAAAAACGGCGGCGAUGGUGGUAGGAUUCCGGUAGAAGAGUGGCUGCCGAUCACAGAAUCAAGAAAAGGAAAUGUUUAUACGGCGACGUUUCAUCUUCUCUGUUCGGGAAUUGGUCUCCAAGUGAUUCUUCUUCCUGCAGCUUUCGCAGCACUCGGAUGGGUAUGGGGAACGAUAAUCUUAACGGUAGGGUUUGUAUGGAAGCUCUACACGACGUGGCUUCUUGUUCAACUCCACGAAGCGGUUCCGGGAAUUCGUAUCAGCAGAUACGUGAGACUCGCAAUUGCUUCUUUUGGUGUGAAGCUUGGGAAACUUCUCGGAAUAUUCCCUGUGAUGUAUCUCUCAGGAGGAGCUUGUACGAUUCUGGUUAUAACCGGAGGGAAAUCAAUACAACAACUGUUACAAAUUAUGUCUGACGACAAUACAGCGCCACUUACUUCAGUGCAAUGCUUCUUGGUUUUUAGUUGCAUUGCGAUGAUCAUGUCUCAGUUUCCGAAUCUAAAUUCUCUCUUUGGAGUCUCGUUGAUCGGUGCUUUUAUGGGAAUUGCGUAUUGCACCGUGAUAUGGAUUUUACCUGUAGCUAGUGACUCACAAAGGACUCAAGUCAGUGUCUCGUACGCUACAAUGGAUAAAAGUUUCGUUCACAUUUUCAACGCUAUUGGAUUGAUAGCUCUAGUAUAUCGCGGGAACAAUCUCGUCCUUGAGAUACAGGGUACUCUUCCUUCCGAUUCAAAGAACCCUUCAUGUAAGACAAUGUGGAGAGCAGUGAUGAUCUCUCAUGCUCUCGUCGCGAUUUGUAUGUUUCCAUUAACGUUUGCUGUAUAUUGGGCAUACGGAGACAAGGUAUAUGUCAAAACCAAACACUAUUCCAUUUUUUGUAGGUGUAUAUGUUUGCAUUUACAUUUUGAAUAGAAUUUUUUUUUUUUUGAUAGAUUCCGGCGACGGGAGGUCCCGUGGGCAACUAUCUGAAACUUUACACACAAGAGCACUCGAAGCGAGCAGCCUGUUUCAUACACCUCACGUUUAUCUUCUCUUGCUUAUGUUCAUAUCCGAUAAACUUAAUGCCGGCGUGUGACAACAUAGAGAUGGUGUACAUAACCAAGAAGAAAAAGCCUGCAUCCAUCAUUGUCCGGAUGAUGUUGCGUGUGUUUUUGAGCUUGGUUUGUUUCACUAUAGCCGUUGGAUUCCCGUUCUUGCCUUAUCUAGCGGUUCUUAUUGGAGCAAUAGCCUUGCUUGUGACGUUUACGUAUCCAUGUUUCAUGUGGAUCUCUAUCAAAAAGCCCCAAAGGAAAAGCCCAAUGUGGUUGUUUAACGUUUUGGUGGGUUGCCUAGGUGCUUCUCUCAGCGUUUUGCUUCUGGUUGCCUCGGCUAUGCGUUUGGCUCAAAAGGGUUUGCAUGCUAACUUCUUCAGACCCUAAAGCAUCCUUGCAAUCGUUAGAAUGUAAUUAGAAUUUGUGGCACACGUGGUAAACUUGGGACUACUAACAUGUUCAGUUGAAAUAUUUAAAUUUUGUAAUUAUGAUAUUUUAAUGUAUACUUCUCUCAAAAAAGAGAAAAUCGUCAGUUGAUGACAACACUAUUCAACUUGUUAAUUCCAAAAUAUUGAAUAUCUUUACGCACUAUAAUAAUGAAAAAUGUGGUAUAUACAAAAGUAAAACAUUUCCAUCCCUCUUUACAUGUAUAUCUCACCGAUUAAGUCAUGAAAUAAUUUAAUCUUCUCUAAAUCAUCAUUAUGCUGUUCAUUUUGAUCAAUGAUCAGAACAGGACUUGGAGAGAUCAAGUGUCUUGCCAAGUUUAUCGCCAUAAAAAGUGAUGCUGCAUUUGAUAUUCGAGUGGAACGUAGUCUUGACCAAUCGUCCGAGCACAUAGGCUCGUGCUCGCAACGUAAAAGUCAGGUUAAGAGGCAAAACGACUUGGUCCGGUUCAGCUCGUUGGCCAAACAGAGCCGGUACGCCUCCAUACAGAGGAAUUUGAUCCCCAAAUACUUUGGUCUCAAUGAUUCUCUCGCUUUUCCUUCGUUGAGAGAACUCUCCCAUCUAUUUUAGUCACACACGUUAAAAAAAAUAGUUCAUCAAGAAUCAAGAACCGGCCCGGUUAAAU
This is a messenger RNA of Arabidopsis thaliana (thale cress), 2424 nucleotides long. RefSeq names its product LYS/HIS transporter 7 (gene LHT7). The coding region runs from base 217 to 1236 and encodes 339 amino acids. The transcript is spliced from 4 exons. The record is from RefSeq and is marked reviewed. Gene Ontology annotation, cellular component: plasma membrane. Lineage: Eukaryota; Viridiplantae; Streptophyta; Magnoliopsida; Brassicales; Brassicaceae.